This is a messenger RNA of Arabidopsis thaliana (thale cress), 2175 nucleotides long. RefSeq names its product dsRNA-binding protein 3 (gene DRB3). The transcript has 2 exons. Bases 806 to 1711 code for a protein of 301 amino acids. NCBI's taxonomy places the organism in Eukaryota, Viridiplantae, Streptophyta, Magnoliopsida, Brassicales, Brassicaceae. Gene Ontology annotation, molecular function: double-stranded RNA binding. The record is from RefSeq and is marked reviewed.
UUUCAUCAGUGUUAUAUAUAAAACUAAUAUAUUUAUAUAACAUGGACCAUAGUUCAAUUGAAAUGUCACUAUUAUCAUUUAGUAGCCUCUGCUCCUCUUUAUUAGGAACCUUACUUGUGAUAGAACCACCAUGUGAGAGAGCUCUAAACCCUCUGAAACUAUUCUUUUCAUCUUUAUCUUUCUGUCUUCUAAAUUCACUUUCAACAUCAGAGAGCCCUAAGCUUUUUUUUUUACUCAUUACACCAAAAACCUUCAACGGCAAUUUAACCAAGUGAGUUUCUUGUAGUUUUGCUACUUCUCUCUCUUUCUUGAACACUGUAGAGUCUUAAGGUCCAUAUCACAUGAUGGAGACAAGCUCCUCUGUUUAUAUAUUAAGAGACACCAAAUCUUAAAUACCAAUUUAAGCAGGUGGGUUUCCUUUGUCUUCUCUUUAAACCCUCAACAGCUUUUCAGUUUUAGGAUAAAGUUGGAGUUUCAAAUUCUGCUGCCUUUACUCUUUUCCUCAAUCUCUCUGCUUUUUGUCACAUACCAAAAGAUGUAUAAGAAUCAGUUGCAAGAGCUUGCACAGAGGAGUUGUUUCAGUCUCCCAUCAUAUACAUGCACAAGAGAAGGACCAGAUCAUGCUCCAAGAUUCAAAGCUAGUGUAAACUUCAAUGGUGAGAUAUUUGAAAGCCCAACUUACUGUUCUACUCUCAGACAAGCUGAGCAUUCAGCUGCUGAAGUUGCUCUUAGUGCUCUCUCUUCCAAAGGUCCUUCAAAGUCUCUAACUGCUAGAGUUCUAGUAAGUCUUAAUCUCCUCUAAAGCAUGCAAAGUUCUUUCUCAUGUUUGAAUCAUUUUUUUUUGCGAAGUCUAAUAAUGUUUGGUUGUUUCUCUGAGGAUGAGACUGGGAUCUACAAGAAUCUGCUUCAAGAGACAGCACACAGAGCUGGUCUUGAUCUACCGGUUUACACAAGUGUGAGAUCAGGACCUGGUCACAUCCCAACAUUCUCUUGUACUGUGGAGCUUGCUGGAAUGAGUUUUAAUGGAGAAUCAGCAAAGACUAAGAAACAAGCUGAGAAGAAUGCAGCCAUUGCAGCUUGGUUCUCCUUGAGAAAAAUGCCAAGAUUGGACCCAUUGAGAGGUGAAGAGAAGGAACAAGAGAUAGUUGCAAGAGUCCUCUCAAGAUUUAGACCCAAAGAAGUGAAAAGAAGAGAACCAAACCAGUCAAGAAGAAGAACAGUCAUCAGAACAAUUCGCCAAAACACAACAACAACAACAACAACCACAGGAGACUUGUUGUGUGAGAAACUCAGAUCCAUCAAUCUAUAUACCAAUGAAGCUUCAUCAUCAUCACCACCACCACAGAGAUUCUGGCCUUCAAGAACAAAUCUCACACAAGAACAAUCCAAAGUCAAAUCAUUGCUAGAGAAAUGUCAAGAAUAUGCAGAGAAGAAACAGAGCCUAGAUGAUCCUAAGCCAGAGAUGAGAAUCAAAACAUCAUCACCAUCACCAUUAUCAUCAUCAGUGGAGAGAAACUGUUAUAGUAAGCUCUUACCCUUUCCAAGUUUUGUGUUAAACCAUCAGAAACUAGCUCCAGCAGUUCACAUCAGAUCAGUGAUCCCAGUUUGUUCAGCUCCUCCACCAAAACCUAACCCUAACCCUAAUUCAUCACCGUUCAUCACAAGGGAGCUGGGAAAUGGAAGCCAAGAGAAGAAGUCAUUACCAAAUUAGGAUUAGAAACAAAAUCUGGAUCAAACCCAUGAUUAAAGGUUGUGUCUUUAGAUAAACCCAUGUUAAGGAUUUGAUAAUAGAGAGAUUAGAGAAAUGGGUAAAAUCAAAUCAGGUCAUGGGUUUCUGUAUGUUCGUCGUGUAAAUUUGACUUUUUUGAAUUUUACGACCUGACAUGAAAUCAAUGUUUCUGAAUUGCACGUAGAACAAAAAAAAAAGAAAGAAAGAGUCAGAGAGAGAGAGAAGAGAGAGGAGCAAUAAAUGAGUGGGGAAGAAGGAGAAUUAAUGGCAUUUGUUUUUCGCCAUUAAUGCGCCGAUUGCUCUGCUUCUCCUUCCCUAACUCAUUCAUUAAUUGGCUCUGUUACUUCUGUUUUUUAUUUUCAACAUUAUUUUCUUGUCGUUCAAAAGAAAAUACGAUUAUAUCAAAAUCUCAAAUACACAUAAAAAAUUUUAUUCUUUCAAAAAAG